This is a messenger RNA of Bipolaris sorokiniana ND90Pr, 1329 nucleotides long. RefSeq lists its product as uncharacterized. NCBI's taxonomy places the organism in Eukaryota, Fungi, Ascomycota, Dothideomycetes, Pleosporales, Pleosporaceae. The coding region runs from base 310 to 921 and encodes 203 amino acids. The transcript has 2 exons. The record is from RefSeq and is a predicted model, not a curated record.
CAUUCGCCCAUGCCCACUUUAAAGUAUCGCGCCCGGUUUCCAUCCACAAUACGUCACAUCGGCUCACCUCCCCGAGCAUUGUCGCAUACUGCCGCCCACUCGUAGGCAAGGCAGAAACUGAUCCCAGAUUGUUCCGGAUCUUUAAAGCACACCAUUCGACCCUUCUUCGUUCUUCUUCCGCGCGUCGUCAAUUUGCAUCUUCUCGUCGCAUUGCAUUAGUACCCCACCGGGCCUCACCCAUCUACUGCUCUCCCACUACACAUAACUAUCUCUUGCGUCGAGGCCGCCUUGCCCGCACCGACUGCCAUCAUGUCCUUCGCCGGCUUAUCCUUCAUCUUUUGGCGCAUCUUCCAGUUCGUCACCCUCGUACCGACGCUGGGUAUGCUGGCCUGGUUCGUCGAUUGGUACAACUCGCGCCGGCUCCUCACUCCAACAUCCAUUCUCGUUCUCUUCAUCGUCUCGGUACUCGGUGCAGCAUGGGUCAUGGCCACUCUCUUCCUCUACACACGCGCCAGGCACUCUGCCAAAUUCGUUGCCUUUAUCGACCUCUUGUUCGUUGGCGCCUUUAUUGGUGCCGUCUAUGCGCUCCGAGGCAUCGCUGAUGCAGAUUGCUCCAGCAUCAACCGCCGAGGAUCUUACAGCACCGAUCUAGGAUUGUUCACUGUUUCUGGAGACACCUGGGGUUUGGACGUGGACCGUUCCUGUGCUAUGCUCAAGGCAUCAUGGGCAUUCGGAAUCAUGAACAUCAUUUUCUUCUUCAUCACUUCAAUCCUGGCUCUGCUCGUUAGCCACCAUCACCGUGAAGAUCGUGUCAUCGUUAAGCGCGAAGUUCACCGAUCUCGUCACGGCCACCGCUCUCGUAGCCCCCGCUACUCCUCCACCCGCAGUCGCAGCCGCAGCCGACGCAGCUAUGUUGUAUAAGCGCUUGUUGUCACGAGUACGAAACGUUUGCAUUAAUCAGAAUAUCAUGAGUAUGAGGAUUCGGAACCCACGAGGGUUUGGGAACAUAUGGCAGAUGAAUGUGAUUAUAUUACGAAUUUUCUUGGAAAUGCCGCCAUUUCACCAAUGUCUGCAGGUAUUGGAACAGAAGUGGAAUGGAUUGGCACGAUUACGACGAUUGUAUGAGGAUAUCCCCUAAUGUCGAGGUUUAACAUUGUUUGUUUAUUGUAGAUAGCCGCAUAAUCUCGAAUAUGAUUUCAAAUCUCAGCAGCAACAACAACAACAACAACAACAACAACAUGGCCAUGACGACUUACACAAACACAAGAAUAUUCACACUAGCAACACCCAAGUCCUGUGGGGCCAAACAACGUGUCAAUUGACAAAAAA